CGAUGGCCAUUUAUGGCCAACGGAAGAGGCAAGCAAUGGCCAAGAAAUUAUCUAAAUCAGAACAACCUUUCUACGUAGAAAAUGACGAUGAUGAUGAUUACGAGAAUGAGACGGUUACUCUCGCAGGGCUGCUAAAAGAGAUGAGUGACAUAGAUAAAGAUCUGGAGGUGCUUGUUGGAAAAAAGAAGGCAAUAGUAGAUAAAAUGAAAAGGAUAAUCAGUACUGAAAAAGAUGAAACCAGUUCCCAUCCGCAGAUUUUAUAUCGCCCUCCACCAUCAUCAUUCUCCAAUAAUAGUAAAAGAAUAAAUAAUCAAUCUCGCGCUGUACUUCCGUUUAUGGCAACAUCAACUGCUGUGGGUUGAAAUAAUAAUUUGAAUAGGCAGUACCGCUUCAACAGAGUUAUGCGUAUAACGACGAACGGCGACAUCGUCAAAUGCUUCCCUUUGAGGAUCAAAAACUACAAAAACAACAGCUCCAGCAGCUAAAUUAUUAUCAGCAACUUCAGCAGCAACAAUUAUUAAUGACCAUGACGAUGAACAAUGAUGUCAAAUUAGGGAUGUCAACUUCCAUCCUUUCUGAGUCCAACCCGUCUACCUUUAUUUCUUCUACACAGCAUCCUCAUGAGCUCCUUCAGCAACAGCAACAGCAGCAGCUGCUGUAAUCCGAGAAUUUGAUGCGAUAUAGAAAAAAAGACGUUAGCGUUAUCCAACUGAUCAGAUGGACUCCACAUCCCUAUCGAAUAAUGUGUUGGUAUCGAACAACAACGAACAAGGGCAAACUAAUAAAGAUAAUACAAUAAGACCAUUCGAUGAAAAGCGACGACGACAUGACAUCAGCUUGCAAAAUAAUGAUAGUUUUGUUAACAAGUACAAUUAUAAUUUUGAUGACUUUGACGAUGAUGACGAUAAUUCUGAUGAUAAUGGUCACGACGCUCAACAAUAUGAUAAUGAAUCAGAUGAAAACUAUGACAAUGCUAAUAACACUGCUCAGAAGGAUGAAGACGACGCCCCUCAGCCUCAGGCAAAAUCUACUAAAAAACCUACCAAUUUAACGAUUACUGGCCGUAUGUUUACGCGACCAGAAGUCGAAACACUUAUAAAGAGAACGUUUAAAAACUAUCAAUCAAAAGGCGUUUUUUACUCAGAAUAUUUAAAUUUACCGGAUAAAAGUACUAUGUCGUGUCGAAAGCGCGCCGGAAAAUCUAUCCAAAAAAUGAAUCCUGAUGAAUUAAAAACUUUGUUAAAAUGUACGAUGCAGGAAGCUGAGGAAUUUUCUGACUUUGUUAACAAUAUGAAAUUUGUAUAACUAUAUAAAAAACCAUGUUAAUUUUUAAA
This is a messenger RNA of Nasonia vitripennis (jewel wasp), 1334 nucleotides long. RefSeq names its product histone H2B.v2-like. The record is from RefSeq and is a predicted model, not a curated record. Lineage: Eukaryota; Metazoa; Arthropoda; Insecta; Hymenoptera; Pteromalidae. The coding region runs from base 718 to 1305 and encodes 195 amino acids. The transcript has 6 exons.